This is a messenger RNA of Amphimedon queenslandica, 3405 nucleotides long. Its product is annotated as erythroid differentiation-related factor 1-like. NCBI's taxonomy places the organism in Eukaryota, Metazoa, Porifera, Demospongiae, Haplosclerida, Niphatidae. Gene Ontology annotation, biological process: positive regulation of DNA-templated transcription. Gene Ontology annotation, molecular function: protein binding. The record is from RefSeq and is a predicted model, not a curated record. Bases 14 to 3298 code for a protein of 1094 amino acids. The transcript has 25 exons.
CCACUAAUUUAAUAUGGCUGCUCUUCCAGAAGAUUCACACUGCUCAUAUCUUGCUGUUAACGAAGAAGAGGAAGAGAGAGGAAGGGAGAUAGUGGGUGUAUCAGAUAAAGGAGGCUUUGGUAGCCGCCGUAUUGUAAUACUGGAGCCCCUCCCUCUUUUGUCACCUGUAAAACAGAAUGUUGAUCUUAAUUUAGCACCCCCCAACUGGUUGAGGGGGUCUGGUGCAGGACGAUACUUUUAUAAGACACUAUUCUCUCAGUUUAAUAAAACGUCAGACAGAAACACAAGUCAUGUUAACCCAUCUAGUAUAAUAUUAGCGUCACAUUAUUCUCAUUUGGUGGGUGGAGUUGUUGAUGUUAUUGCCGAUACGAAAAGUGUCAAGAAAUUGCUAACAAUGCCUUACAAUAAGUCCAAUGUCUCCAUGUCAGUUCAUAGAAUUGGACGGACUUUAUUAAUUGAUGAAUUAUACACUGAUACCUCAUUAAGAGAGUUUGAGAAAUUGUCAUCUGUUGGUGAAUUGCCAAAGGUGCCAUUAGUUAAGAAAGAUCCAGUCUCAGUUAGACACAGAAGCAUGUACUCGAAGCUCCUGUACUAUAGCACUCCUGAUGAUGAUAGUGAGUCUCUUCCAAUUUUACCUGCCCCAGAACACUUGCUAACAUUACCGGACCCAGUUAAAGGAGCUGCACCAAAUAUUGAUGAAGAACUCUCAGAUAUAUUUCCAUGUGUACCACCAGACCCGUUGCCGCAGCCAUUUCAUUUAAAUGUUGAGUGGACAGUUAAUGACAUUAGGAUGUUACUAGGGAGCGAUCUUCCCAUAUUUGGUAAAGAAGGGAAACCAGCUAUUAGCCUAAAAUUGAGAGAUAUGGAUAAGCCGAUAACAGUAUUAACAGGUUUGGAUUACUGGUUGGACAACUUAAUGUGUAAUGUACCAGAAUUGGCCAUGUGCUACCAUGUGGAUGGUAUAGUACAGAAAUUUGAUGUAAUUAAAACUGAAGACAUUCCAAAACUUGAUAAAAACUGUCAAUUUUCACCUCAAGAGGUCCUUAAAGUUGCUGAAAACAUUUUAUCAUUUUUAAAGAGUAAUUGUACAAAGGAAGGCCACACCUAUUGGCUGUUCCGCCCUAAAGGAGAGGAUCUCGUUAAACUGUACGACCUCACGACUUUGACCUCCAGCAGUAAGGAAACGGAAGCAAUUGAAAAUCCAUUUGCUAAAAGUGUCGCUACGUUAUUCUAUAGAGUCUCUCAAAGGAUGCUGCAGUAUGGAGCAUGUGACAAUAAAAAAGAAUUAAAUAAUAUAAAAAUAUUAUUAGAGAAUUGUAUCAAAUUACUGCACAAUGACCUUAACUCACAGAUUGUGAUGUCCUCCUAUUUUUUACUGGCUGAUAUGUUUUUAAGCCACACCCCUCCAUUAUUAGAGGAGGAGCCCACUGGUAGUGAAGAUGAUGAUGAAUCCCAUGAAUCUCAAUUAAUAACUAAUGAACCGUAUAUAUCGUCACUUGCAGUGUCCAGUCUAAUUCACAAUAUUGAUCCAUUAAUGACUGGUCCUGCUGAUGGAACAGGAUCUAUUCCAGACGCGACUAAUAGUUUAAAAAUAUCUUUAACUUAUGUCAGUAAAGCAUUAGAGGGAUUGAAUCCAUUAUGUAUUGUUGAUAACUGGAGGGUGACUGGUACCUCACAGCUGCUACUAACAGCAGGUAAUGCUUACUGGAAGCUGUCAGAAGGAGCAAUGGCUGACAGUGAACUGGGACAGUGCUUGAGGUGGGCCAGGCUAGCUGUACUGUGUUUCAAGGUAUCACUUGCUUUGUCCAAGGAUAAGAAACAAAUUAAAUUGAUGAAGAACAUGUUGGGGUCGUCAUGGCAACUGUGUGGCGAUGUACAUGUAUUAAGUACUAAAGCUUCCAGCUCUUUAAGUAGAUAUAUUAAUGAUUUUAACAUGUUUGAUUCGAUUGAUUGUAAAAUUAAAACAUUUUUAUCAUCUUUAUACAACCCAUCAGUUGAAGAAGAUGAUUACCUUCAGUUACAUGUUGAUAUUGAAACCAGCCUUAAAAUGAGUAUUGAAUGUUACAAUGUAUGCAAGUCAGUGGGAGGAGCCUCAACUAAUAAUAAUAAAUUGAAGGAGAGGUUAGGUAAUGCUUGGAACGAGCUAGGAGUUUAUUACAAACACACAGCAGCAACUGGAACCGAACAAGACUAUAGUGCUAAAACCUCAUUAUGUGAUGAAAGUUACAAGUGUAUCACUAAAGGACUGACUUUGUUUAAGGAGACAGGCAGUGUACCUAACCAGUCACUAUUGAACGCUAACCUAGGCAGUCUUAGUAGAGUACUGGCGGCCAUUGAACAUCAGAAACAAGCAAAGGAGGGAGGAGGGGCAGAGUUUAGUCUGGAGGAGAGGAGCCAUUACAAUAGAUCUAUAGACUAUUACAAUAAAGGUAAAGCGUUAUUGAAGAGAUUGUCAAACCAUCCUACAAUAUGGCUCAACAUUGAAAUGGACCUGUGUAACGUUUAUUAUGAAUUUGGACGCGCCAUACAAGACAGACCUCCAUUGAGUAGAGUGUCUGUGCAAGAGGUGGAACGAGAUAUUGUCUCACUGUUCAUGAAGGCUAUACAUUUUGCUGAGUCAGUAGCUGGCAAUGUCCCACCUGGUUCUAGUCAUCAUGUUAGUGUUUCUGGCAUCAUUGGAACCACCCAUCAACAACUGGGCAGCCUUUAUCAUAAAGUAGCCUUUGACCCAGCUUUUUCAACUCAAAGACAGCGAACAGCUAGGACUCAAUCAGAGAGACAUUAUUCAAAAUCAAUCAACAGUUUUAUAGUAAAUGACCAUUCAUUACAAAUACUAAGAGUUUAUUGGGAAAGAUCAUUACUGUAUGAACAACACGCAAAUAUAUCCAGUGGUAAUCACUCCAUUAAAUUAUUACACCAAUCACUGGAUGACAUACUAUUAGCAAUCAGUCCAUUACAAGUCUUACUAAAACUCUCCUCUAAUGAUACAAGUACUAGUUCAUGCUCAGUGUUAGGGUCAUUGAAGCAGCUAUUGGUGAUUAUUGUGCAAAGACUUAGAACAAUCUGUAAACAGCUGUUGACACUCUCAAUGAAGAGAACAACAAGUGUUCAAGAUGAUAGUGCUUCCUGUACUAUUUCACAGUAUAAAAGACUUUACGAGUUAAGUAUCAGUGAUAUUGAUAUUGAUACUGAUAUUAAUGCUGAUUCUGAUGUUAACACUGAUUCUGAUAUUAACACUGAUUUAUUGUUAAGUGACAUCAUCAAACUAUUAGAAAACAUUAAAGUCGUACUUAGCUAAUUAUAUAUUCAUUACUACAAUCAUUAUCAUUUUAUUGUUACUGUUAUUAUUAUUAUUGUCAUUUUAUCUUUGUUCACCAAUCAAUAAGAUUUGUUACUAUUUCUUCA